Messenger RNA from Brachypodium distachyon (stiff brome), 1701 nucleotides. RefSeq names its product ribulose bisphosphate carboxylase/oxygenase activase B, chloroplastic. The record is from RefSeq and is a predicted model, not a curated record. NCBI's taxonomy places the organism in Eukaryota, Viridiplantae, Streptophyta, Magnoliopsida, Poales, Poaceae. Gene Ontology annotation, cellular component: thylakoid; chloroplast stroma. Gene Ontology annotation, molecular function: ATP hydrolysis activity; ATP binding; ribulose-1,5-bisphosphate carboxylase/oxygenase activator activity. The coding region runs from base 1 to 1533 and encodes 510 amino acids. The transcript is spliced from 2 exons.
AUGGUGCCGGGGCAGCUCUUGUGCGCCAUGGGGAACGGCUGUUUCGUUUCUUUCGACGUUGAUGAUCCCGAAACAGAUGAUGACAAGCGGCGGUGGCGGGACAAAGCACGCAUUGUUCAUCGCAUCUACUCUCAGGUUCUCGACGCCGAGACCAAAUCGGUUGUCACAGCGUUGCAGCAGGAGCACGUUUACAAACUGCGUGAUCCAUACCAUCAUUUGGAUCCUCCUACUCGUGUGGUUGCUGCGGUAUCGACCCCAAGCAGCUUCCUUGGGAAGAAGCUGAAGAAGCAGAGCAACAACUGCUUCUCCAACAAUGGCGGCAGCAGCAAGACCAUCAAGAGCAGCAGGCCGUCGCUGGUCAGGGUCAUGGCGGCGGCGAAUAAGGACGUCGACGAAGGGAAGCAGACGGACGGCGACCGGUGGAGGGGGCUCGCCUACGACAUCUCCGACGACCAGCAGGACAUCACCCGUGGCAAAGGCAUCGUGGACGCCCUCUUCCAGGCCCCCAUGGGCGACGGCACCCACGAGGCCGUCCUCAGCUCCUACGAGUACAUCAGCCAGGGCCUCCGGCAGUACGACUUCGACAACACCAUGGACGGGCUCUACAUCGCCCCGGCUUUCAUGGACAAGCUCGUCGUGCACCUGGCCAAGAACUUCAUGACCCUGCCCAACAUCAAGGUCCCUCUGAUUCUGGGCAUCUGGGGUGGCAAGGGGCAGGGGAAAUCGUUCCAAUGUGAGCUUGUGUUUGCAAAGAUGGGGAUCAACCCGAUCAUGAUGAGUGCUGGGGAGCUCGAGAGCGGCAAUGCCGGUGAGCCGGCGAAGCUGAUCCGGCAGCGGUACCGGGAGGCGGCGGACAUUAUCAAGAAGGGCAAGAUGUGCUGUCUAUUCAUCAAUGAUCUCGAUGCCGGGGCCGGGAGGAUGGGUGGAACCACGCAGUACACGGUGAACAACCAGAUGGUGAACGCUACGCUGAUGAACAUCGCUGACGCGCCGACCAAUGUGCAACUUCCAGGGAUGUACAACAAGGAGGAGAACCCCCGGGUGCCGAUCAUAGUCACCGGCAACGACUUCUCCACCCUCUACGCGCCGCUCAUCCGAGACGGGCGCAUGGAGAAGUUCUACUGGGCGCCGACCCGCGAGGACCGCAUUGGCGUGUGCAAGGGCAUUUUCCGCACCGAUGGCGUCCCCGACGAGGCGGUGGUUAGGCUCGUCGACAUGUUCCCGGGGCAGAGCAUCGACUUCUUCGGCGCGCUGCGUGCCAGGGUUUACGAUGACGAGGUGCGGAAAUGGGUCGGGGAAAUCGGUGUGGAGAACAUUUCCAAGAGGCUGGUGAACUCGAAGGAGGGCCCGCCCAAGUUCGAGCAGCCGAAGAUGACAAUCAGUAAGCUCAUGGAGUAUGGGCACAUGCUUGUCCAGGAGCAGGAGAACGUGAAGAGGGUGCAGCUUGCAGACAAGUACCUCAGUGAGGCUGCACUGGGUGAAGCCAACGACGACGCCAUGAAGACCGGGUCCUUCUACGCCAAGGCCACUUGAUUCUAGUAAUUAAGAAUGCCGUCACUAUAUAUGCAUGUUUGGAAAAUUCCGUACCUUUUUUGAUUCAUCGCCGCACAGGUAAACGAUUUGAAUUGUAAGUUUCUGAAUACAAAGAAAUGGAAUUGUAUAUGUGAAUUACUUGUUGGAACAUUAUCAUAUAUCUGGAAA